Echinostoma caproni is the source of this 807-nucleotide messenger RNA. Lineage: Eukaryota; Metazoa; Platyhelminthes; Trematoda; Plagiorchiida; Echinostomatidae. The record is from the annotation of a GenBank genome assembly.
AUGACGCGCCUUCAAGAAGCAGUGUUUGAGUGGUUUGCGGACUUCAAUCGUGACAGGCGGUACUUGGAUUAUGAGACAUGGUGCGUUCGUCUUGUGGAAGUCACAACAGCGGACAACAUUGUUGCUGUGCAAACCGUGUGCAAAUCAGCUGUGGAGCACUUACAGAAGGGCUGUAUAGAUGAGCUCGCCUUCUCGUUACAGUUGACCCGUUGCCCAAGUCAACACAACGCAAUAAAGCUACCCUGGCCAAACGUGUUUGUAGACGGAGAUGUGGAGAAGUGGAUUCGCGAUUUUGAUUUAAUCGCACCGUGCAAAGGCGUCAAAGGGAGUGCGCACAUGGUCACCGCGUUGGGUGCACUGCUCACCGGACGGGCGAGGGCCGCUUACGACUUGAAUUUAGAAAGCAACCAAGCCCUAGAUUAUGAGAAUUUUAAAUCUGCAUUGGUGGCAGAAUUUCCAAAGGAGGGUAACCGCGAGGAGGCAAUGAGCCGGUUCUACGCUACGGAGUACAACCGAACUGAGGACCCGUUGGUACACUACCAAUACAUGAAGCGACAAAUUUCCCUGGGCCUGCCGGAGGCGAAUAACAAAACACCGGAGAGGCUUGCCAAAGAACGGUUCAUACAAAGCAUGCCGGCACAGAUGAAAGACAAACUGAGACUUGCCGGAUUGCAGGAGAAAGCGGAAAUUCAUUUGCUAAUGCAAGAUAUACACAGUCGGCUCCGUGCCACAAAAUCACAAUGUUCCAGUGCUGUCAUGAUCAACAAUCUCGACUUACCGCGUAUCGAUAUGGACUAUCAAACGUGA